Humulus lupulus (European hop) is the source of this 1909-nucleotide messenger RNA. Its product is annotated as 4-coumarate--CoA ligase CCL1-like. The transcript is spliced from 5 exons. The record is from RefSeq and is a predicted model, not a curated record. Gene Ontology annotation, molecular function: CoA-ligase activity. The coding region runs from base 67 to 1710 and encodes 547 amino acids. NCBI's taxonomy places the organism in Eukaryota, Viridiplantae, Streptophyta, Magnoliopsida, Rosales, Cannabaceae.
AUUGCAUAUAUUUUGGUUUAGGAUUUCAUAACUAUUGCAAUUUUAGAUAGCUCAAAAAAAAAAAAGAUGGAGAACAAACAAGAUAAUCACAAUGAUCACCAAGAAGAAAUCAUUUUCCGAUCAAAGCUUCCUGACAUUUACAUCCCAGAUCACCUCCCCCUCCACACCUACUGCUUCGAAAAAGUUUCUCAAUUCAACGACCGUCCCUGUCUCAUCGACGGCAACACCGGCGAGAUUUUCACUUACGCCGACGUCCACCUCACUUCCCGUAAAGUCGCCGCCGGCCUUCACAAGCUCGGAAUCAAGCAAGGUGAUGUCAUCAUGCUUUUACUCCGGAACUGCCCGGAGUUCGUCUACGCUUUCCUCGCCGCCUCGCACAUAGGCGCCAUCGUCACCACCGCCAACCCGUUCUACACGCCGGCGGAGGUGGCCAAGCAAGCGGCGUCGUCGAAGACCAAGCUCGUUAUAACUCUCUCGGGAUACCUCGACAAGGUGAAAGACUUCACCGGUGGCGAAAGUGGCGUGAAGGUAAUGUGCGUGGACGCGCCGGCGGCGGAUAGUGAGUGUCUGCAUUUCUCGGAGCUGAAGCAAGCCGACGAGGGUGAGAUUCCGGCUGUUGAUAUUCAGCCAGACGACGUCGUUGCGUUGCCUUAUUCGUCUGGAACGACGGGGCUUCCAAAGGGUGUGAUGUUGACUCACCGAGGAAUGGUGACCGGCGUGGCUCAGCAAGUGGAUGGGGAUAAUCCCAAUUGGUACUUCCACGAAAACGACGUCAUUCUCUGCGUUUUGCCGGUCUUCCAUGUUUAUUGUCUGAAUGCGAUUUUGCUGUGUGGGAUUCGGGUCGGAGCCGCUAUCCUGAUCAUGCAGAAGUUUGAGACCAACAAGAUGCUUGAGUUGAUCGAGAAGUUCAAGAUCACCAUCGCACCGGUGGUUCCUCCGAUAGCCUUAACGGUUGCCAAGUGUCCCGACCUUCACCGGUACGACUUGUCGUCGAUUCGGACCGUCAUGACUGGCGGAGCUCCGAUGGGUAAGGACCUCGAGGAUGCCGUCAAGGAUAAACUUCCCAAUGCCACACUUGGACAGGGCUAUGGUAUGACAGAGGCAGAAUGUCUGUCAUUGUGCUUGGCGUUUGCAAAGGAGCCAUUCCCGACUAAGUCUGGCACGUGUGGUACAAUCCUUAGGAACGCUGAGAUGAAGAUUGUUGAUCCUGAUACUGGCGCGUCCCUUCCACGUAACCAACCCGGAGAGAUUUGCAUUAGGGGUAAACAAGUCAUGAAAGGUUACUUCAAUGAUAGUGAGGCGACAAAGGCGACCAUAGACGAAAGAGGAUGGCUUCACACAGGUGACAUAGGGUUCAUCGACAACGACGAUGAGCUCUUCAUUGUGGAUCGAUUGAAGGAACUCAUCAAAUACAAAGGCUUCCAAGUUGCCCCAGCUGAGCUUGAGUCCAUGCUCAUUGCCCACCCCAACAUUUCUGAUGCUGCUGUUGUUCCAAUGAAAGAUGAAGCUGCAGGAGAGGUCCCUGUUGCGUUUGUUGUAAGAUCAAAUGGUUCAAAAGUCACUGAGGAUGAUAUCAAGCAAUACAUCUCAAAACAGGUGGUGUUUUACAAGAGAAUUAGUAAGGUAUUCUUCAUAGAAGAAAUCCCAAAAAGCCCUUCAGGAAAAAUCUUGAGGAAAAUCUUAAAAGCAAGACUUGAUAGUGCUACUUAACAAGCCAUUUAGGCAUAUUUUUCAUUUCUUUUCUUUUUCUCAUGCAUUGAUCAUAUAAAGUUAAUAAAGCCAUUGUCAUCAUGGAAAGAAGUACAAGUACAUAUAUGGAUUUUUGUAUAAGAAUUUGAUAUAUUAUUAUCAUCUCUCAUAUUGGACUCACUCUUAAUUUGGAAUAAAAAGGUAAAACAUUAUAUGCUAA